AUGUACAGUACCGCAGUGGUAGCUACGAGAGAAUUGGGAUACGACAUCUCACCAGAACGAAAACAGCAAAAACAACCUAAAUGGAAAAUAAGACUCAAAUGGAAACUGGGCCAACUCAGAGCAGACUUAAGUUGCAUUAAAAAGUGGAAAGACGGAAAACUGAAUGACCAAAGGAAAAAAGAUUACCUAUGGCACAAAUAUAAAAUGGCGGAAAAGCGCAUACCCACAGUAAUGGAAGAACUUAAGCAGCGCAUAAUGGCAACAGCAAACAAGAUCGAAAGAUACGAGCGACGAAUUGUCCAGUAUAGACAGAAUCAGCUUUUUAAAACAGACCAAAAAAGAUUUUACAAGUCAUUAGAAAACUCCAACACAGGCAAACAAAACCUGCCAGACAAAGAAGCCACAUACGGGUUCUGGAGAGACAUAUGGGAUAACAGCACUAAACACAACGGAGAAGCAAAAUGGAUUAAGGACACCAAAAAACAAAUGAAAACCCCAAAAAUGCCAGAGUUCCAGAUCACCACAGAACUAGUUAAGAAGCAGGCUAGAAAAUCUAAGAACUGGAGCACCCCAGGACCAGAUGAAAUACAUGGCUACUGGCUGAAGCACCUAACAAAACUACAUGAAAGACUUGCCGGACAAUUCAACACUGUAUUGGACGACCCAACAGACUACCAAUGGCUAACCUUAGGAAAAACGUUUCUUAUCAUGAAAGAUCCCCAAAAAGGUGCAAUUCCAAGCAAUUACAGACCAAUCACGUGUCUUCCAACGACAUUUAAAGUGCUGACGGGUAUAUUAGGAGAGGCAAUAUAUGCACACCUAACAACAAACAACCUAUACCCAGUGGAACAAAAAGGAAGCUGUAAACAAACCAGAGGUACAAAGGAUCAACUAUUAAUCGACAAGAUGGUAUUAAAAAACUGCAGAAGAAAGCAAACAAACCUGCAUAUGGCUUGGAUAGAUUAUAGAAAAGCUUUCGAUUCUCUACCGCAUAGCUUGGAUCCGGGAAUGCCUGAAUAUUUACGGUAUUAG
This is a messenger RNA of Sitophilus oryzae (rice weevil), 1032 nucleotides long. RefSeq lists its product as uncharacterized. Lineage: Eukaryota; Metazoa; Arthropoda; Insecta; Coleoptera; Curculionidae. The record is from RefSeq and is a predicted model, not a curated record. The transcript has a single exon. The coding region runs from base 1 to 1032 and encodes 343 amino acids.